Penicillium bovifimosum is the source of this 1305-nucleotide messenger RNA. Its product is annotated as PP2C family serine/threonine-protein phosphatase. Gene Ontology annotation, biological process: protein dephosphorylation. Bases 1 to 1305 code for a protein of 434 amino acids. The record is from RefSeq and is a predicted model, not a curated record. The transcript has 7 exons. Lineage: Eukaryota; Fungi; Ascomycota; Eurotiomycetes; Eurotiales; Aspergillaceae. Gene Ontology annotation, molecular function: protein serine/threonine phosphatase activity; cation binding.
AUGGGUCAAACCCUGUCGGAACCGGUGGUCGAAAAGACAUCGUCCGAGGGCGGGGAUGACUGCUGCGUCUACGGUGUGUCGGCCAUGCAAGGCUGGCGAAUCAGCAUGGAGGACGCCCACGCCGCGAUCCUUGACCUCCAGGCAAAGUACACGGGCAACGAAGAUAAACCGACAGAUCCGGAACAUCGUCUCGCCUUCUUCGGUGUGUACGACGGCCACGGUGGCGAUAAGGUUGCAUUGUUCACCGGUGAGAAUCUUCACAAGAUUGUCUCCCGGCAGGAGGCUUUCGCCAAGGGCGAUAUUGAACAGGCCAUGAAGGAUGGUUUCCUGGCGACCGAUAGGGCCAUUUUGGAGGAUCCCCGCUAUGAGGAGGAGGUGUCUGGCUGCACUGCUUCCACGAGUAUCAUCUCAAAGAAGAAAAUCUGGGUUGCGAACGCUGGUGAUUCACGAUCCGUGUUGGGAGUCAAGGGUCGCGCGAAGCCCCUCUCAUUUGACCACAAACCCCAGAAUGAGGGCGAGAAAGCCCGUAUCAGCGCUGCUGGUGGCUUCGUCGACUUCGGUCGUGUCAACGGCAACCUCGCCCUGUCCCGCGCUAUCGGUGACUUUGAGUUCAAGAAGAGCCCCGAGCUUUCACCCGAACAACAGAUCGUCACCGCAUACCCCGAUGUGACUGUCCACGAACUCACAGAUGAUGACGAAUUCUUGGUCAUUGCAUGCGAUGGUAUAUGGGAUUGCCAGUCGUCUCAGGCCGUCGUUGAGUUUGUCCGCAGGGGCAUUGCCGCCAAGCAGCCCCUGGCCCAGAUAUGUGAGAACAUGAUGGACAACUGCCUGGCCUCCAACAGUGAAACUGGCGGUGUCGGCUGUGAUAAUAUGACCAUGACUGUUAUUGGACUCCUACAAGGAAAGACCAAGGAGGAGUGGUAUAACCAGAUUGCAGAGCGGGUUGCGAACGGGGAUGGACCUUCCGAGUUCCGCGGCCCUGGAAUUCGGAACCAGUUCGAGGAUAAUCCUGAUGAAUAUGAUUUGGAGAUGGAGCGUUCCCGUGGCUUCAGCGUACGUUCGGGCCGCACCAUAUUGCUAGGCGAUGGCACUGAAGUUAUUCCGGACCAGCAUGAAGAAGAAUUAUUCGACCAGACCGACGUGGACCAGGGCGCUAUCAACCAGGUACAGAAUCAAACCGACCUCCGUAACGACCGCCAGGAAACUCCGGGCCCUCAGGGGAAGCAAGAGACCGCCAACGUGGCUUCAGCUCAAAUAUCCGAAUCCCCGGCCUCUACUGACGCCGAGAAGGAGAAGUCUACGUAG